CCCCACCACCCCACGGAAACUGACCGUCAACAACUGUUCCCCAAGGAAAAGGGUUAUUAGGGAAAAACUGUUGUUACUCACAAGGCUAGUAGGUUCAUUCACCAUCUCGCCCUCUGUCAACAGUCUUUCACCCUUUGUCCUCGCAAACGGCUUAUCGCUAUCCGUCGUCAUCUGACUCAACUUACUCGUCUCUCCCACCUUUCUCUCCUCUUCCUCCCUUUCUCUCUGCACCCUCCUCGGAUCCGCAUCCAUAGCGAUACCAACCUCGAUAUCCUCUAUAUCAGUCGCAUCGAGAUUAAGUCUCUCGCCCAGGACAUCCCACGGUUUGGAUCCUCGUCGAGAUCCGUUAUCGCGUAGAGGGGAAGAACUAUAAACCAUCCGGUCAAGGCGGGUACCCUGUUUAACACCCUCUGAAGAAGGAGAGGAAGAAGAAGAAGAGUAUGGUGCGAAUUUCCCGCCGGCCGAGGAAUUGACGGUGGAUGUGCCGAAAAGCUGGGCUUUGCCACCCGUAUGCGGGAUAUUGUGUAGGGGAAGACAGCGGCGGGUUUGUCGAACAAACACUUGGUUCGCGGGAACGUACCCGGCUUCAUGUGCCAUGUUUCGAGGAAGGAGGAUCAUGAGCGAGAGAGAGUUGGACGCAAAGACGGAAAAAAGACCGCAGAUGUAAAACAAGUCAAGCCAGAAUGGGUGAGAGUUGACGUGCUUGGAUGCCGUGCGGCCGUCAAUGGCGAGGGUGAAGAUGGCGACACAGUACAGGAAUCGGAAGAGGGUGCGGACGAUGUUGAGUUCUUUAAAGUACUGGAGGCGGGCGAGUACAUCUUGAUUGGCACCUUGGCGUCGCUAAACUUUUCUCACAAUGAGGAGCCAGACACUGCCGAUAAAGAGGAUGAAGGCGGAGAUGGAUCCAGCGAGGAAGAUGUUAUCCUCCAUCUUUGUCAGGUCGUCGGUCUCGAUAUUGGCUACACCCGGCAUAACACCGGCGCAAAGCAGACAAACAAAGACCCAGAUCUUGAAAUGCGGACUUUUGUACCAGGUCCCGGUGUCUUUCCCUCGGAUAGCUCCAAUCAAAUAUGCCCAAUAGAGUGUUUCUUCAGAGUGGAUGGAGAGGACAAGAACCCAUGCGAUGGCAAGGAGUUGGGUACCGGGACGAUCUCAGUAUGGGUUUCGGUGGUUGAGACCUCCAUAUACCACUCUUUGUACUUGACAUAGAUGAGAAUAACGUUCCAAACUUCAAACUGGUAAAUUAAUUAGCUUUCAUUUUGUCAAGGCUCGAGACAUACGUACCAAAAUCAUAGAGAGGAUGAACAUCCAGACAAUCACCCAGCGAAACGCGCUCCGUCGGGUGAAAAAGAGACAUUUGCCUUUAUCGUAUGCCCAGAUGUGGUAGAAGAUGAAGACAGUGCCCAAGGUUGUGACCAUGCCUCCCAUAAAUUGGGACGUGGGAGAUUCGUGACACAUAGUUAGUACGGCAAGUGGCGUCCGCCAUGAAAGGAGAUGGAUAAAUGCGGAAGGAAAAGGAGAUAGAGAGAAAGGUUACGAUUUAUAUAAGGAGAAUACCACAGUAUUCUGUCAGCAUCAGUUCGCAAUCCAGUCGAACCAUUACCCAUCAAUCACCGGCUUAUCCGGACCCUCUUUUUGUCCACAUGUAUCGUUAACAGUUCAUCACAUUCAAAUAUUUAGGAAGAAGGACGUUCCAGCCGAAGGAUGUACACGAAAACCCUCCUCCCUUUCCCAGCCGAGACUCACUGCUUUGUCCCAUCCUGGACAUUUCAUCCAGGACUUCUGCCAUCUGUCAUCACUUGGCAGGGACUAUCCAUCUCCAAGUGAGGAUGUGUGUAGUGUUAUGUUUGCAUGGCGUUUGCAUGUGUGAUGCGUGCGGAAAGGCACGAUAAGCAGCUUGUGUUGGCUACGUAAUAUUUGGGCCGCAUCAAAGAUUGAAGAGCGGGUGAUGCGUGCUGCGGCGCAAAGGACUCUUGGGAAAGCGGAGUGGAGGGGAAAAGGUCCAAUAACCAGAGAGGGAGAUAGAAAAUUGCUGAUUGCUGAUCGACGGUAUUUUGUUGCGUCCUUCCCGGAAUUGGGCGAUCAGCAUCACUGUUCUUUGUCAGCCAGCGUCCAGGUUGUUCGUGAAUGCCACUAUUAAUAAGCAUUAGCA
Cryptococcus deneoformans JEC21 is the source of this 2152-nucleotide messenger RNA. RefSeq lists its product as hypothetical. The record is from RefSeq and is a predicted model, not a curated record. Bases 589 to 1209 code for a protein of 206 amino acids. The transcript has 4 exons. Lineage: Eukaryota; Fungi; Basidiomycota; Tremellomycetes; Tremellales; Cryptococcaceae.